GUCGUCGAUUUCUGCAGGAUAAAUAAGUGCGUCAUCCAUCAGGUGUCUCGUCAUAAGGCGGCGGACACUCCCCACCUCAUUCAGCCCAGCAAAGCCAGCCUGCCUCCUGUCAGCUCGAUCAUAGCGGCCAGAGGGGAGGCAAAGAGAGGCAGCCAAGUGUGGACGCAGUCCGGAUGGUUAAAUCUAACCUACAGACGAUUUUGAAUAGUCACUGUUUUGCUAGAGAAAAGGAAAGAAACUUAACCGAAAUGCCUGUAAUCGAACAGUCCAGUAAUAAUAAACCGGAAAGUGAAAGUAUCUCCAGUUCCUGGAGGUGCUCCCGCUGUUGCAGUAACCCGUGUCCGGGGCCUCUGUGGUGCUCCGAUGCCCCUCACCCACCCCUGAAGAUCCCAGGUGGGCGAGGGAAUGACCAGCGGGAUCGCAAUCUUUCAGCUAAGCUAUUCUACUCUGAUGCUCAGUUGCUGGUUCUUGAGGAACCACCUGCCCCGGCCACCAGCAGAGUGCGCUUCUUGCUUUUCGAGCCACGCUUCACUGAAGGCAAGAACUGCGUAUGGAGGGCAGCGCUCAAAGGAGGCAACCUCUACGUUGAAAUCCCCCCCGGUGCAUUGCCCGAGGGCAGCAAAGACAGUUUUGCUCUCCUGCUGGAGUUUGCAGAAGAGCAGCUGCAGGGCGAUCACGUGUUCAUCUGUUUCCACAAGAGUCGUGACGAUCGAGCAUCCCUCCUGCGCACAUUCAGUUUCCUGGGCUUUGAGAUUGUGAGACCGGGUCAUCCCCUCGUCCCGUCCCGCCCUGACGCUUUCUUCAUGGCUUACAGCAUUGAGCGAGACUCCUCAGAUGAUGAUUAAAUUAAGGGAAAACAAACACCUGGCAGUUCCAAAUGUUCCUUUCCCCUCAUCUUCACCAAUCCACCACGUGUAGUAGAUGUGACUAUAUUCUAAUCAAAGUGUGUGUGACCUACCAUGUGCUGUGAUCCAGGCCAGGAAUGUAAACAAGCACGUGGCAUGCGGGCCACUGUUGUACUUCCUGUGACAUCUAGUGAUGACUUCCUGUUCACCAUAGUCAGCACAGGCUGAUUUAUAUUUAUGAUUACAUUGGAAUUCAUUCAUCUUACUCCUGGAAGUAAAGUUGUUUUCAUAGUAAUUGUGAGUUGAUUCUCCUGUAUAUGUUGAUUUAUUGUUUUUGUUUUCUGUGUGUGCAUGAAUUUCAUUUAAUGCUCUGAUUCACUUGACAGAAAUUUGCAUGUUGAAACGGAAUCAAUUAAAAGUACUCACCUUA
This is a messenger RNA of Doryrhamphus excisus (bluestripe pipefish), 1275 nucleotides long. It is a transcript of the gene oaz1a, whose product is annotated as ornithine decarboxylase antizyme 1a. The record is from RefSeq and is a predicted model, not a curated record. Gene Ontology annotation, biological process: positive regulation of protein catabolic process. Lineage: Eukaryota; Metazoa; Chordata; Actinopteri; Syngnathiformes; Syngnathidae. Gene Ontology annotation, cellular component: cytoplasm; nucleus. Gene Ontology annotation, molecular function: ornithine decarboxylase inhibitor activity.